This is a messenger RNA of Daktulosphaira vitifoliae (grape phylloxera), 481 nucleotides long. RefSeq lists its product as uncharacterized. The transcript has 3 exons. The record is from RefSeq and is a predicted model, not a curated record. Gene Ontology annotation, molecular function: calcium ion binding. Bases 48 to 380 code for a protein of 110 amino acids. Lineage: Eukaryota; Metazoa; Arthropoda; Insecta; Hemiptera; Phylloxeridae.
ACAAAAAUAAGAAAACAAAUAAGAUUGGCUUUGAUGAAUUUAAAAAUAUGUUUUCUACACAAUUGAAUGAAAAGAAAUUGUAUGAGAUGUUCACCAAAUAUGCAUUAAACGGAAAUAAUAUGGGUAUAAACGAAUUGAAUAAUUUACUGGAUGCCAAUAUAGGGGAUAUGACAAGAGAUGAUUAUACUAAAAUAUUUCAGGCUUUUGAUAGUAAUAAUGAUGGACAAAUUUCUGUUGAAGAUCUUCAUACUAUAAUAAAUAAAAUUGAUCCUAAUUACAUGAAUAAUACUAAACCGUCUUUAGAUAAAUAUUAUAAAGACAAAAAUAGACUUAUUUCUCUUGAAGAAUUCGUGCAAGUGAUGAAUGAUUUAAAAAAAUGAAAACAUUAAGAAAAUAUUUUAUCAUCUUAUGUGAUAUUUUUUUUAUGUUAUACAAUACUAAUUAAAAUAAAAUAAAAAUAAUAACGAGAGUUUAAUAUCAA